Messenger RNA from Lasiosphaeria miniovina, 1638 nucleotides. Its product is annotated as alpha-amylase-like protein. Gene Ontology annotation, molecular function: alpha-amylase activity; calcium ion binding. Lineage: Eukaryota; Fungi; Ascomycota; Sordariomycetes; Sordariales; Lasiosphaeriaceae. The record is from RefSeq and is a predicted model, not a curated record. The coding region runs from base 1 to 1638 and encodes 545 amino acids. Gene Ontology annotation, biological process: carbohydrate catabolic process. The transcript has 2 exons.
AUGGCCAGGCGUUCAACCUCGGGCAACCUUGCGGUCUGCGCCGUCCUGCUAGCCCUAGCGAGCGUCUGUCUGGGGGCCACCGCAAGCCAGUGGCAGUCGCGCUCCAUCUACCAGGUCAUGGUCGACCGCUUUGCUCGGACGGACCUGUCAACGUCUGCGGAGUGCACGCUAUGGGAGUUUUGCAACGGCACCUGGUCUGGCCUUAUUAAUGAGCUCGACUACAUCCAGGACAUGGGCUUCACGGCCAUCCAGAUCAGCCCCGUGGUCAGGAACAUUGAGCAAGACACCUCAGUGGGCACCGCAUAUCACGGCUACUGGAUGGUCGACAUGUAUGCCAUCAACGAGCACUUUGGCACGGCUGCCGACCUGCUGCGCCUGAGCGACGAGGUUCACAAGCGUGGCAUGUACCUCAUGGUCGAUGUUGUCGUUAACAACUUUGCGGCUGCUUUCAACAAUACCGUGCCUCCGCCGGUCGACUUUUCCGUCUUUAACCCGUUUGAUGAUGCAAAGUACUUCCACGAAUACUGCAACGUCACCAUAUGGACAGACCCGCAAAAUUACCAGAAUUGCUGGCUAUAUCCGUAUGGCGUCGCGCUGGCAGAUCUGGACACCGAUGCCCCGGCCGUUGUCGACAUGAUGCGCACCUGGGUUAAGGGGUUAGUGGCUAACUACAGCAUCGACGGCAUCCGCAUAGAUGCUGCCAAGCACGUCGACGAUGCAUUUUUGCCCGCCUUUGUCGACGCCGCCGGUGUUUUUGCGCUGGGCGAGGUGCUCACGGGCGUCACCGAAGACAUGUGUCGCUACCAGACGCUUGGCCUGCUCACCGGAAUGCCCAACUAUCUCGAGUACUACCCGCUCAACGCCGUCUUCAACGGGCAUAGCAUGGAGGACCUGAACACGGCACGAGUCGGCGCACAGACAGGAUGCAACGACACUCUGGUGUUGGGCACCUUUGUCGAGAACCACGACGUCCCUCGCUUCGCCGCCUCGGUAAGCGACAUGGCGUUGGCAAAAAACGCCAUGACGUACGUGAUGUUGAACGACGGGAUCCCAACUGUUUAUCAGGGACAGGAGCAGCACUUUAACGGCAACGGAACUCCCUUCAACCGCGAGCCGCUGUGGAAGUCGGGCUACAACAAGUCGGCGCCGCUGUACAACCUGACAUCUACGUUAAAUAAGCUGCGCAACACGGUCAUCGCGUUAAACUCGUCGUACGCUAACUCCUUGAGCGACACGCUGUUUGUUGAUGUCAACCACUUGUGCCUGCGGAAGGGGCCCGACGGGAGCCAGAUCGUCUUCUGUAUCAACAACCAGAGCAGCGGUGGACCGACAUACAAUCUAAGUGUCGGCGGGUUCACCCAGGGCGAUUCCGUAGUCGAGGUCCUGACUUGCAUGGUCUCUGAAGCUGACUUCAACGGAAACGUAACGGCAUACAUGGGGCAGGGCGAGCCAAAGGUAUUUGUUCUGCGCGACGCGCUGAACAAGACCGGCUUAUGUCAGACAGUGACGCCGGCCGCUCCCUCCAACCCGGCCACCUCCCCAAACCCGAAUGCGGCCGCAGGAAAUCUGGCAGCCAUCUGGGCGAGCACUGCGCUGCUCGCCACCGUGCUAAGCUGGGCCGUGUGGCUAUUUGUGUGA